This is a messenger RNA of Aspergillus steynii IBT 23096, 1815 nucleotides long. RefSeq names its product DUF3176 domain-containing protein. The coding region runs from base 1 to 1815 and encodes 604 amino acids. The transcript is spliced from 2 exons. NCBI's taxonomy places the organism in Eukaryota, Fungi, Ascomycota, Eurotiomycetes, Eurotiales, Aspergillaceae. The record is from RefSeq and is a predicted model, not a curated record.
AUGCUGAAGAAGUCUUCCACCCGUGACUACAAGAAUGUUUCAUCAGAUCCAGUUGCGCCCAAAAGAAGCAGAGGACAGGAUAGUUCUGCAGGCCAGAAAGGAAGGCGGACGAAGUGCACCCCGCUCAUGGACACCUGGAUCUGGGAGAUCACCGCCAUGAUAUUCAGCACCCUUUGCUUUGUGGCGAUUGUCGCAGUGCUUGGGGCAUACGACCAAAAAGCAAGCCCCAGCUUUCCCAAAGGCUUGACUCUCAACACCAUUGUGUCGAUAUUAGCAACCGGGUCAAAAUCAUCAUUGCUGUGCAUGGUUGGCACCUCUAUUGGUCAGCUAAAAUGGAAUUGGCUUCAGGGCAGCAGAAGGCACCUUUUAUACGAUCUCCAGUCCUUUGAUGAUGCCAGUCGUGGGCCUUGGGGGUCGCUGUUGGUUUUGCUGCACCGGCCGAAGAAGGAACGUUUAUUGAUCUCUCUCGGUGCCAUUAUUACCAUCGCUAGUCUCGCAUUUGAUCCUUUCAUGCAGCAGAUAGUGAAUCUUUCCACCAGGCAAGUCAGCCGAGAGUCUGAUGGGGCUCGGGUUAAGCAGGUUGAUGUUCCAUGGCGUGUUUCAUCAGGAGCGGAUAUUUAUUCGGCUAUGGUCAGCUCGCUGAAUGCAGGAAUCUGGACAGGCGGAGUAAAAUCAGAUCCCAUCUGCCCAUCAGGGAACUGUACAUGGCCCACUUUUCGGUCCGCCGGCUGGUGCAGCAAGUGUGAAGACUUCACUUCGAAUGCCACUUUUGUUGGGUGCGAUGUUGCCAUGUUCAACAGCAGCAGCCAUGACUCUCAGAAAGUCGCCUGCAACAUAAAGAUCCCCGACGGUUACUCGAUAAACUGUGAUCUUCAGGGCGUCUGGGGAAAUCGCCGAAUGUUCGAGGAAGACUGGAGACCUGGACUCACGAUGAAGAUUCCGUUCUAUGUUAUUCAGCCCAUGCAUCCUCGGUGGGGGCCAUAUUUCAACCAGACCAUCUUAGGGGUGAGGAGUCCGCUAAGUGCCGUGGCAAUGGUGGGAUUGAGCACGCCGAACGCUUUCACCGGCCCGGAUUUGCUGCAGGUCGUCUCUGUAUCAGGGGGUGUCCCAAGCAUACGAAAAUCAUCCACCGAAUUUGGCGAGAUCUUUCUAAAUCCUGAUUCACCAUAUGAAUCAUCCACCGUCAACUUGAACUCUUGCUGGAAACCACAUCGUGACCAGGCCGUUGACUUGUCCAUAUCCUCAGAGAGCUCUCUGCUCAAAUUUAACCCCUGGGAAAAUUCAACCCGUUUCGCCGCUUGCCCUGUGAUUGGGGAUAUGACCGGCUCUGGCUUGGUUGACACGGUAUACCACAGAUAUCAGUACAAUACGACGAUCAACAUGUGGGAAUCCAGGGACCAAUUCUCUUACGAGCCCCCAAUAACGAAAGCUUUAGCAUUGUCUAGCUUCGACUCUAUCAUGUCUAAUAUCGCGGCAUCAUUGACAAAUACCGCUCACGAACUUCUUGGUCGCGAGGUCUACGGUGUUGUGAUGAAUCCCGAGGUGUACGUUGUGGUCAAUUGGUACUUUAUCAUUCUCCCGGGCGUGUUAAUAGUUUUGGGAAUUCUGUUUCUCAUCUUGACGAUAUUGCACAACCGCCAGCGCGGCCAUUCUCACUGGAAAUCAUCCUUGUUACCUGUCGUAUAUCAUGGGCUCGCCGAGGACAUUGGCAGUGACGAGCUGGGUAAGGCUAGCGCUAUGGAGAAGUCGGCUCUUGAACGUACCGUGACUCUGGGGAUUGUUGACAACAGAAGGAGGCUGGCUCUCGGGGACUAG